CGCUGUUCGGUAUUCAUAUUAAACGAUCAUUUUAAGGGUUAACCAAUCAAACGGCAAAUUCAUACAAAUUGAUACUAAACGAGUUAUAUUAAUUUUAUAACAAAAAUUAAGUGUGUAAAUAAAACUAAUUAAAACUAAUUGGGUUUAAUAUAACGCUAAUUAUUUUGUAUUAAACGCGGGUUUCUGAGAGUUUUUCGCGCGGGAUUUGAUCCGAACUUUUUCUGCUCUCCUUUUUCUGAGCGGCCAGCGUUUUCCAAUAAAUAGUUCCAAAUUCAAAAGUGUCCGGUUUAAAAGAAAAUGUUUGUGUGUGACUUUGGGCCUUCGCCGUUCGUUCGGGCGUGUUGAGUGCUGUAUAUCGGGGAGUUAGGCCGUGAGUACACUAGGCCAGUGAGUACGCGAGGCCAGUGAGUACGUUAGGCCAGUGAGUACGAUGGCAUCAUAGGGCGCGGCGGCGGGUGGCCGAGGGAGGCCAUGCUCAACAACAUCACUGCGGCUACUCUCGGAGGUCACAAGGAGUGCGGGGACGAGCCGAAGCACGAGCCCAAGUUGUUGGAGCGCCCGCACCAUGCGCACGCGAGGCUACACAUCGCCGGCAUACGACACGAACACAACGCAGGUCUCCACCAGCAGCACACCCCUCACAUGUCCGCGGUGCCGGUCAGCAUGGGCUCCUCCGCGUCUGACAGCGACAAGCCCACCAAGCAGAAGAGACACCGGACCAGGUUCACACCAGCACAACUGAACGAGCUGGAGCGCUGCUUCUCGAAGACGCACUACCCAGACAUCUUCAUGCGGGAGGAGAUCGCCAUGCGCAUCGGACUGACUGAGAGCAGGGUGCAGGUGUGGUUCCAAAACCGGCGAGCGAAAUGGAAGAAGCGCAAGAAGAGUACCAACGUCUUCCGCACUCCUGGCUCCCUGCUACCGUCGCACGGCCUUCCCCCCUUCGGCGCGGGCGACCCCGGCGUGUUCGGCGACCGGCCCUGGUCCAUGCCCGCCGGUGAGUGGACAUGUCUCUCCCAACUGUCCCAAGGCGGCGUCUCGAUGGGCGGCUUCGGCGCGGGCUCGCUGCCGCAGCUGGCGGCGGACCUGGCGCCCUCGCUGCCCAUCUCCUCCGUCGGCUCCGGGCAGCCCUACCAGGGUCACUAUCCGCUUAACUCUCUUGGAGACACGAUGAUGUCGUACUGCAACAACAUGUCGGCGGCGCAGCAGUCGCUGGAGGGGUCUCCCACGCCGCCGCACCUCGCGCACCAGACCAACAACGGCUCGCCUAACAAUGCUGGUAACAACGGCACCGGCAACGGCGACUGCGAAGAAGAAGGGUGGCGCGGGCACUCCAUAGCCGCCCUGCGGCGCCGCGCGUCCGAGCUCUCCGCCGCCAUCCCGCCCUACCUGCAGCUCAACUACGACGCUCACAGCCCUGUCUACUGAAC
This is a messenger RNA of Plutella xylostella (diamondback moth), 1430 nucleotides long. Its product is annotated as homeobox protein orthopedia. Lineage: Eukaryota; Metazoa; Arthropoda; Insecta; Lepidoptera; Plutellidae. Gene Ontology annotation, molecular function: DNA-binding transcription factor activity, RNA polymerase II-specific; DNA binding. The record is from RefSeq and is a predicted model, not a curated record. Gene Ontology annotation, biological process: neuron differentiation; regulation of DNA-templated transcription.